AGAAGCGAGAAGAGAACCGUGGGGGACGAACGAGCUGCGGGGGAGGCAACUCCCAGCGUAGCAUAAAGGUGACUCCUCGCGGCCAAGACUUCCCAUAUGCCACUUAGCAUCUCGUUCGGUUCGGCAAAAUCUUCUUUGCGCGCGGUCUCCACUAUUCUCCUUCUUUAUCUCUCUUCAUCUUCCGAUAAGGACACUCGAGACAAAGAACUCGUAAUCUUCCUCGAUCGCAAUGAGUGAGUAAACCAAUACACGCGACAGUGCUGACUGACUUUCACGGGGUUGGAAAGUGGACCGACGUGCAAUCCGGGGAAACCAAAGUCGCCGUAAUCGUGGGUGGACAACUGUCCUUUUUCCCAUCGCGAUAACACGUGAAUCCAUGACAGUGAUGACGAGAGGCGCGUCGUGCCGCUUCCUAGUGCGGCUGCUCUCGUUGUCGUUGCUCUUGUUAGACGUUAACGCGUACCCGAAGUCAGACCUCCGGACCGACGAGGACAGGGAUGACGGAAUCAAGCAAGAACUCGAAGGACUGUCGUGGCCCUUCGUUCAGUCGACAAACGAGAACAACCUGGCGCCCCGACGAGAGGAGGCUCUGCAGAAGAUACAAGAGACCCUCGGUAUUCGGAGUCAGAACGAGGACCUGGCCCACCGUAAGGUACCGCCGCAAUUCAUGAUGGAGCUCUACAACACGAUCGCCGAUCCCAGCGGGAUCACGCGAGGCCGGAAUCCCUACAACGCCCGGGUCGUCCGCAGCUUCGUCGAGAGGGGUAAUUCUUUCAAUCCAUCCCUGUCGCGCUUCUACUUCUUCAAUAUCUCGGUGCUGGAGACGAGCGAGUCGGUGCUGGAGGCCGAGCUGCAUCUCUAUCGGAAGAAAACGCCGCCAAGGAACGCACGUUCACUGACGACGGCUGGGUCGCCCUAUUAUCUGAUAAGGGUAUACCAAGUCCUGGACGACUGCAGCCUCGAUCUGCCGGACCUUCACAGAUUGCUGAGCGUCCGUUACGUCGGCGCGCACGCCUCCGGUUGGCAGAUAUUCAACGUGAAACAAGCCGUUCUUGGUUGGAUGAGCGGCGAGCCGAACCUGGGCCUCCUGGUGACGGCUCAGAAUCUAUUCGAGAACGAGGUGCCGGUGGAGUUCUCUCGUCGAAGCGAUUACCACCACAGCAGGCAGCCGAUACUGGUGCUCUUCGACGAUGACAGCAACGGUCGGACCAGCGGAAGACCGGUAGUCGCGCCGCGAUAUUACGAAUACGGAAGCCAGGACGACUACAACGACAGCAAGGACGGUCGUGGAAAGGGUUCGGCGCACGAGAAGGACGCGAAGGAAAACGAGAAGACCGAUCUGGAGGACAACGGCGCCGAGCGCUACGGAAGGCGCAAGAGACAGCGGGAAGUCGGCGGCGAUCAGCCCGAGGAAGUCGCGUUGGUGAGCAGGCGCGAGUCGGAAUUCUUCCAGCGGCAGAAGAGAGGACGCGGAUCGCAAGGGGAGGAAGAGGAGGAAGACAAGGCUCCUCGUUACGGCGAGCCUCUGGAAGCGACGAGACGCCGGCGUCGCGACGCAACGUCCAACACCCGGGGACGCACCACCACCAGCGACGGUAUCGUGUCGAAGAAUCGCUCGCGGAUCACGCGGAUCCUCACGUCGAUGGACAUCUACGAGAGAGCGGCGUUUCGCGAGCGACUAGGACAGGUGGCGCGAAACAGAUCGGCGAACAUGGGGUCGUCGCGGCGUCAUCGACCGGCGCGAUCGACGGGCAACGGCCACCAGAGCAACAACCACCCGACGGGGAACGCGACCGAUGAGUGCACGAAGCACGAGCUCUACGUGGACUUCCACGACAUCGGGCUGUCGUCCUCGAUAAUCGCGCCGGUCGGCUACUCCGCGUACCAGUGCAAAGGCGUGUGCGAGCCACCCCUCAGCCAGGAGCAGCGGCCGACGAAUCACGCGACGAUCCAGGCGAUCGUGCACAAGAUGGCAAAGGACGUUGAGAGGCCGUGCUGCGUGCCGACGAAGCUCCUCGGCACCAGCAUCCUCUUCUACGAUGACAACGAGAAUGUCGUGCUCAAGAUGUACGAGGACAUGAUCGCGGACCGUUGCGGAUGUCGUUAAGAUCAGGGAAAAAGAAGGGGAUGAAAAGAAAUGGAAACCUGAUUGCGACACGCUGCGAGGAAAGACGCGGCGUCGACCGUGAAGAGGUAAAUGUAGAGAAAUCCUGCUAGGUGUCUGCAUUCGUGAUCGAUUAAUUCUUUUGUGCUGUAAUAAAAGAAGAAAAAAGUUACUGGCCCGAUCACGGGUGUCUCGCUUUAGAUCACUUUAAAGUGGUUCAAAGAAUCCCCAACUCAUGAACGUACAUUUUAGUUUUUCUCGUCGAAUAUCUGUAUUUUUUUUUUGUACUUGGAAAAGAAUAUAAUGUAGUAUAAUUUAAUUGCCUUCGAAAUUUCGGAAUCUCCGUAAAUAGAAAUCAAUACCUGUGAUCUUGAGGAUUAAAAAAGAAAUGGAAAUUAUUCGCACGAAUUGUAAUGCGCGAGAGAUGGAGAUUAAUGUUGUUACGUUUCCGCGAUUGGAAACUAGAGUAACAAAUUGAUCGUUAGUUCGUUUUCGUUCGCAGCUAAAGGGUCACGCGAUAAUAAACGUUCUCGUUGUAAAUAGUGGACCGAUAGUCUUUUGAUUGUUCAAUCGUUGAAGGGUUGCGGUGCGCACGGCGGCCUGAUCUUUUUUUUUACUAACUCCUGCAUAAUUACGACUUCUGAUGGAUUAACGGAGAACUCUAUUAGCGCUGUUAUCCUCGGAAAUUCAACUCUCUCAAUCGGAAUCAGUGAACGAUGUUAAGUGUAGCGCUUAUUCCAGUGCUAUAUGUAUAAUUGAAUUAUUUGGUAAUAUAGAACUGUCUUUUAGUGAUAAUACACCUCCUUAUGUUUUUCGAACGGAAUCACUGAAAGACAGUGAACAGUCACUGAUGAUCGCGGUUACACGCAUGAAUAACACACUGAUUCCAAUUUAGAGGGAACGUGACGAUUCUGCAAUCGUCUAUGCGCAGCUACUACGUACAUAAGAACAUUCCCAAGUGCGCGCGUAGCAUAUAGUAGUACAUAUAGAAUAUAAUGUAUAUGAUGAUAAAACGAUCGUGUAUUAGUGUACCGCUAGGUCGUAGCGCCGUUAAAUUAUUGCUACAAUCGUAAACGAUAGGAUUAGACGAUGCUCAGCUGUGCGUGUACAUAUAAAAUAUAAACGGCGACGCGCAUCUCGCGCCGAAUUUAUUUAUAGUCAAGCGAGAGGGAAAAAAAGAAGGAAUAAAUGAUAUACUCGAAGCAA
Monomorium pharaonis (pharaoh ant) is the source of this 3310-nucleotide messenger RNA. Its product is annotated as bone morphogenetic protein 4. The transcript has 5 exons. Lineage: Eukaryota; Metazoa; Arthropoda; Insecta; Hymenoptera; Formicidae. The record is from RefSeq and is a predicted model, not a curated record. Gene Ontology annotation, cellular component: extracellular region. Gene Ontology annotation, molecular function: growth factor activity; cytokine activity. Gene Ontology annotation, biological process: SMAD protein signal transduction. Bases 377 to 2107 code for a protein of 576 amino acids.